Messenger RNA from Columba livia (rock pigeon), 798 nucleotides. RefSeq names its product feather keratin Cos1-1/Cos1-3/Cos2-1-like. Bases 173 to 478 code for a protein of 101 amino acids. Gene Ontology annotation, molecular function: structural constituent of cytoskeleton. The transcript is spliced from 2 exons. The record is from RefSeq and is a predicted model, not a curated record. Gene Ontology annotation, cellular component: intermediate filament. NCBI's taxonomy places the organism in Eukaryota, Metazoa, Chordata, Aves, Columbiformes, Columbidae.
GCUGUCUUUUACAUUCAUCACGAGCUUGUCAGAAAAUUAUUACUUCCACAAAAGGAGCCUGGACCUGAGGCAGUGCAGGACUCCUAUAAAAGGCAGCCCAACUCUCUGCUCUCUCAUUCAUUUCUCUCGCCUCCUUCUCCUUGGGAAUCAGGUGAACUUCUGUCCCAGAGACAUGUCCUGCUGCAACCCAUGCGUGCCCUGCCAGCCCUGUGGCCCAACCCCACUGGCCAACAGCUGCAAUGAGCCCUGUGUCAGGCAGUGCCAGAGCUCCAAUGUCGUCAUCCAGCCGUCCCCCGUAGUGGUGACCCUGCCUGGCCCCAUCCUCAGCUCCUUCCCACAGAACACCGUUGUGGGCUCCUCCACCUCCGCUGCUGUUGGCAGCAUCCUGAGCUGUGAGGGAGUGCCCAUCAACUCUGGGGGCUUUGACCUCUCCUGCAUUACCAGCCGCUACUGUGGCAACAGAUGCCGACCCUGCUAAAGCUGCUGGGAACUUUCAUAAGCAAGAACCUAUCAAGACCUUGGAACAUGGUCCUUGAAAGGAGAUAAAGCCUCAUGGCAUUGCACUCAGAGCUUUGAACCAACAUUUCCUUCUUCCACUCAUCUCUCUCUCUCUGUUUACUCUGGUCUUUCUCUCCUUCAUGACUAGCCUAGUUGAGACCUGUUGGUCUCCUUCCCUUUUCAGGGCAUUGAGACCAACACCCUGCACGACUAUCACUGCAUCCAUGUGGCUGCCCAUGGUACUCCCUGUGAGCCACCUCCUUUUCUUCUUGAGACUCAAUAAAGUCGUGCUGCAUCCAA